Molecule: messenger RNA, 2077 nt
Organism: Ilyonectria robusta
Lineage: Eukaryota; Fungi; Ascomycota; Sordariomycetes; Hypocreales; Nectriaceae
Exons: 1
Coding region: 325-1689 (454 amino acids)
Source: RefSeq, a predicted model, not a curated record
CUGGCUGCCUUCAGCGUGAAUCGUCCCAAAAGGGCAUUUGCGUUUGCUCUUUCUUGGGUCACGAGACGUGGCAUAAGCACCACAACACCAAGGCCGGCCGACUGAACCCAGCGUCUUGCAUCCUGCAUCUUGCAUCUUGCUUCUCUGUUUUUUGGUUGCCUGGCCUCUCUAUUCUGUAAUCGCUCCUCAUCCUCCUCGACACUCACGAUACCUCCGUUAUAUAACCACUUGCUCAUCCCUUCUUGGAUUCUUCUUCUUGGACUUCUUGGACCCCUCGUAUCAUCGCCAUGGUUUAUUGCUUCCUCCACUCACGGCACUCGCGAAAUGGCCAACCCCCCCUCCUCACCCAAGGACGUCGAGAUCCUCGUUCACGCCACCGCGCCCAGUCGCGCGGCCGAUGAUGUCGUCUACCGCCAGCUCGCACAGGCAUAUCUCGCCUUCGAGCCUCAGUCCCGUAAUCAGCUGCCGUUUGCAGAACCUCCCUUUGGUGCGUGCGGUCCAGAGCAGCCAUCGCCGAACCAAGCGUUUACCACACCCUCGUUCGAGCAAUCCUUCGAGAUCAAAUCUCAGGAUCUAAGUUUCCAAAGCGCCAUAGAUAACCGCUCGUCUCCGCGUCUACGAUACACGUCCACUAAUCGAGAUGUCAUCCCUUCGUCAUCCCAAGAGAGCGGCGUUGGGUCUCAGACGUCGUGGUGCGCACCUCCGAGUCAAAUAAGUGACUCGUAUCCCAUGCCGGAUGGUGCACUGCUCAAAAUCUCGCCGACCCGGGUUUUGCAGCGAUAUAUAGGCAGACCUAGCUUGCCACAGCCCUCACUAGCAUCUUCGUCUCCAUCACCCCAGAAACGGGUGUCGUCGUCGCACGACCGCGACAGGGUGGAUGUGCCGUCGUCAAUUCUCGAGCCGGAGCAGGACUCCCUGCCAAUGCUCCUCCCUAGAUAUAUACGCGUCAACCAAACCAUACCCGUUACGCCACAGGUUCAAAAGAAAAUUGCUACCUCGGAGGCUCUCAUCGAGUCAAGUGAGCUAUACGCAGGCGAGUCUGCUUUCGACAUUACUCACAUCUCAAGCAGUGUGGUAAGCGAUCUAUCGUCAGCGCCACCGCUACCAACACUACAUCGCGCCGAGUCGGAGCCACCCCCGGCUAAACGGACCAAGGCCAGUCAUCUGCAUCAUGGCGACUUAGUACGAAGCUCGAGUGACACAGGCCCUGUGAUCUCGUCCAGCAACCCAGUUGCCGAGGAACUCAGCUACAGCCUCGAGAUUCGGCCACCCUCGCCUCCUGUAGGAGUCACCGACGUCGACCCUGAAGACUUCAUCUCAGAGAAGAUGGCAAAGUUAGCACGCGACCUCUCGUCACGUUACCGUCCAGACUCGAAGAGAGAGAUCGAUCCCUUGGAACGGGGUUACUGGUUACUCGACUGCGCAACCUGGAGCCCAGAGGUCCGUUUCGCCGCGUGGGUCUUUCUCAAUAACUACCUUCGGAGCGGCCUGGCGGGCUGGGGUACGUGGUGUCGGCGUGAUGACAGCCACAGCUGGAUCCGCUUGUACUGCUGGGGCUAUGUCACCAAGCACACAUACCUCCUCCUCUACCUUGCCAGCGGGAGGCAGUUGAAGCACACCGGAGCCAGCUGGUAUGGCGCAGAUGGAGAUCUCGUGCUGGAAGUCCCUCCGCAUGACAACCAGCGAUGACUUGGCUUGGGAUGUUUACGGCGCAUACAAUAGGAGCAUUCUGGAUCAACGGGGGGCUAACGGGAUGAUAAAGGUCUUUGGAGUUCUUAUUCUGGUCUACUAUAUAGUGAGGCGUUGGACAACUCGGAUAGCGAGACUUUGCAUACACAAUACCAUGGGCGGACUUUUCUAUAUUCCCUCUGUGGUGAGACGUAACGCGCGCUGUUAUAUACCCUCAUUUUACUCCAGAAAUUGCUCCUUCGAGCACUUUUAUUAUUACAGACUCGAGAUAGGAUAGUAAUUUGAAAAGCUAACACACUCUUAAGAUGUAAGCACCUAGUAAGUAAUGCAUCCAAAUUCAAAGUAGUAGUGGUGGAAUAUAUAAUGUAAUCGCGAAUUUUAAAGGUAC